This is a messenger RNA of Bradysia coprophila, 1731 nucleotides long. It is a transcript of the gene WRNexo, whose product is annotated as WRN exonuclease. Gene Ontology annotation, molecular function: 3'-5' exonuclease activity; nucleic acid binding. NCBI's taxonomy places the organism in Eukaryota, Metazoa, Arthropoda, Insecta, Diptera, Sciaridae. Gene Ontology annotation, biological process: nucleobase-containing compound metabolic process. The record is from RefSeq and is a predicted model, not a curated record.
AAGUCUAUGUGCCACUGUCAACUAUGUUGACUCAAUACACUGAACAUAAACAAAAGACAUGGUAGCUUAGCACAGUGAUUGUUGAUUGUAAAUUUUUAGUUUGUUUCAUGUUUUUAUGUUCAAUUACGUUUAAAAUGACUACUCGAAAAUUGCCCAAGUGGUUGGAGGAUUGCAAAAACAAAUCCAGCAAUUCUACGAGCGACAAUGCUAACGUCGAACUCGGUGAAAGUAAGAGAAAAUGAUAAUCCUCGUACUGGCUACAGACUACGAAGUAGUGGGAUAAAGUCAGAAAGCCCAAAGGAUAAUUACAAAGACGAAGACGAAGAGUUCUUAUCGAGUACUCAGCAUUUACCAUUUGUCGAAUAUACAGGUCGGGUUGAAUAUUACACUGACUUCCAUGACAUAGCUAUCGCUUCCGAUGAACUGAUGAAAUGGGUUGACGCACAAGACAAAGAUAUUGUUCCGAUUGCCUUUGACAUGGAAUGGCCCUUCUCCUUCCAAACAGGUCCUGGAAAAUCGGCGGUUAUUCAACUGUGCGCAGAAGUAAAUGUGUGCUACGUUUUUCAUAUAAGUCAAUUGAAGAAACUUCCAGCUGCACUGGUUCAUUUUUUACAGCAUUCCAAAGUUCGUCUCCAUGGUGUGAACAUAAAAAACGAUUGCCGUAAGCUUGGAAGAGAUUUCGAAGAAGUUGAUUCUCAGUUAAUGAUUGAUCAUUGUGUUGAUCUGGGAGUAUGGUGUAACAAAGUAAUUAACAGUAGUGGUCGUUGGAGCAUGGCACGUCUAGUUUGCCAUAUAUGCAAACUGCAAAUAAACAAAGAUCCUAAGGUCCGAAUGAGCAAGUGGCACAUACAACCUUUGACUAAAGAGCAGCAAAUAUAUGCAGCGAUAGACGUUUAUAUAGCUCAAGUAAUUUACUACGAUCUCGAGCAGCGACAACAAGAGAAAAUCGAAAAAGAAAAGGCAUUCGUCGAAAAGUACGGAGAAGAGGCGUACAAAUUGGUGAUGAACCUAUCGUAAUCAAGCAGACGUACCAUCCACAUCUAUCCACAUUUUGUUAAUAAUGAGACUAGUGCAUAUUCUACGGGCUGGAACAUUAGACUAUGCCAAUGGACUGAAACUUCAACAAAAAAUUGCAGCACAAAUCAACGAAGCGAAUCGUUUUAAAAAUAUUUUAAUUCUUACCUCUCAUCCUCCCGUCUACACGAUUGGCAUUCGAACCACCAACUAUACCAUUAACGAUGAGGAACGACUGCGAAAACUGGGUGCUCAGUUCUUCAAAACAAACCGCGGUGGACUGAUCACAUUUCAUGGUCCCGGGCAGAUGGUCGUCUAUCCCAUACUGAAUUUAAAAGACUUCAAGCCGAGUAUGCGUUGGUACGUGUGUCACAUCGAAAAAACAAUAAUUGAUUUAUGCAAAGAGUUCGGCAUCUCGGCGAAUACAUCGGCGGACACUGGAGUUUGGGUUGGCGAUAAGAAAAUUUGUGCUAUUGGAGUGCAUGGCAGCCGAUAUAUUACCACCCAUGGCCUGGCGUUGAAUUGUAAUACGGAUUUAAAGUGGUUCGAUCAUAUUGUUCCGUGUGGUAUUGAGGGCAAGGGGGUUACAUCGGUUAGUUGUGAACUGAACCGUGACGUGAGCAUUGACGAGGUGGAGGAUCCGUUUCUUCGAAGUUUUAGUAAAAUAUUUGAAUGUCAAUUUGAGGACUUAGAUGUGGAUGAUAAAUUAAAUUUUUU